AUGUCUGUAAUCAACGGAGACAAGGAUACCCUCAAAGACGCUUUCAACGCCGACUUAAAAUACUCCCAGGCCGAGAGGAAAGAUGCUGAAAAUAUAGAAGUUGGCGAGCUCCAAGGCCAGCAAAAUUCUUGGUUAGGAAGUGCAUUUUACUUCGGCUAUCUCAUUGCCAACUAUCCAGCAUCCUUGGGCUUUGUCGAAUUUCCAUUAGCCAAGUACCUCUCGGUCUCAAUCGUCAUUUGGGCUAUUGUCUUGGGGUGUCAUGCGGCUGCGAACAACUUCGUAGGAUUGUGUGUUCUCCGGGUGCUCCUGGGAAUCACGGAAAGUACCGUUAGCCCCGGCUUCAAUUUGUUAACUGGAAUAUGGUACAAGCCCUCGGAGCAUGCGUGGAGACAUGGCAUAUGGUUCUUGGGAAAUGGUGUUGCCAAUACCUUUGGAGGUCUGUUUGCCUAUGGGGUUGCCCAUAUUGAGGUAUCGCUUCGAUCACCAAUGGAAUCGUUUCUAAUUCCUUUGGCUUUCGGCGAACUGGACACCAUUCUACUUGGCAUGCCCAACGGGGGUUUCCAAAUUGCUGCUGUGAUUGCCGCAACAUAUACAGCUUCGAAAGUCCGUAAAUCCCGUCUUCUAAUUAUCAUUGCAGGAUAUUUCUUCGCUCUGAUUGGGAUAUUGCUCGUGAAGGAACUUUUAACAUCCAAUAAAUAUGGACGUUUGACACCGCAGGAUUCACCAAGGAAACCACCAUCAACGCCAUCUUCUUCAUUGGAUACUGUGCCGGCAACAUUGGCGGACCGCAACUUUUCAAAUAGGCCGAAGCACCAAAUGACCAUACGGCAUAAAAUGUAUAUGGACUGGGAGAAUAAACGUCGCGACCGCGAACAGGGAGUUUAUAUCAAUCCCGAACCGAGACACGUGGUAGAUGUUGAUGAGGCGGAUUUAACUAUCGAGAGGUUUGCAAUCUGUCACGAUGUACUGGCGCCUUAUCACCUUCUUACGGGCGGAUUAGCUACAUUGAGAUCGUUUGUUGCUCCAUCAGCGAGUAAAGAUUUUCCAAUUGGAAUUAGCCUCAGCCUAGACUACAUGUUAGUAGUCCAGCAAAAUGUAGAUUCGAAAUCACUGGCUAUUACUGACCUUGUACCAAGAUCAUCAGCAUACAUCACAGAAAGUGAAGAUUUCGUAACAACAGCUAGUAUCGAGACUACACAAGACUGGAAAAAUUCUCCCGUUCAUUGUCUUCGAAAACGUCGCGACGAGGAACGUGGCAAUCGAAAUUCUACCUGGCAUGAACGACAAGCAUACGGACGCAAUAACGCGAAAGCGCUUGAUUAUCCUCCGGGGACUGAUAUUGAUUCAGAGCAGAAUCUCCUCCUACAUUUUGACUACCAAAACCGUCUGCUAGAGGUAUCGAUGAAUGACGUAGGGACGACAAUUACGGUUGUAGAGGGGUCUUUUCGAAUUGUUGGUUUUGGUGAGGCGAAACAAGUUGCUUCUCCCAAAGAGCUCGAAAAUCUCGGCAUCCGCCUAAAAUCUCUCGUCAACGGGGGCUUAUCAUCACCAACCUGCGAGCCCGUCCAGCUCUCAGAUUUCAGACGCAUUAUCUUCAGCGAUCGAUUUGUCGAGGGUAUCGAGCCAAAAUGGGUGGGUGCAGUGGGAACUGCGAAAAGGGCUAAGGAAUAUUGGGUGGAUCCGCCGGUUUUUGAGACUGAGGAACAGAUCUAUGAUUUUGAGGAGGGGCAUGAUGAGUUGUGA
Sclerotinia borealis F-4128 is the source of this 1743-nucleotide messenger RNA. The record is from the annotation of a GenBank genome assembly. NCBI's taxonomy places the organism in Eukaryota, Fungi, Ascomycota, Leotiomycetes, Helotiales, Sclerotiniaceae.